ACUCCUCCUCGGCCGCGCCCCUUCUACACACACGGCAUCUAACAGGAAGAAAAACCCUUUCAAAGCAGUGAAUGAACAGCUCGGUUCGGCUCAUUCCACACUCAGACACGGACGUUUGGACGGAGGCACAGCCACCAUGCUGAUUAAAGAGUUCCAGAUUGUCCUGCCCAUCUCAGUCGAGGAGUACCAAGUGGGGCAGCUGUACACAGUAGCAGAAGCCAGCAAAAAUGAGACAGGAGGAGGAGAAGGUGUGGAGGUUCUGAAGAACGAGCCAUACGAGGAGAAUGGAGAGAAGGGGCAAUAUACCCAUAAGGUCUACCACCUGCAAAGCAAAGUGCCAGCGUUCGUCCGCAUGAUCGCUCCAAAAGGUUCUCUUGAGGUCCACGAGAAGGCCUGGAAUGCAUAUCCCUACUGCCGUACAAUCCUUACAAACGUCUAUAUGAAAGAAAAGUUCAUGAUCAAGAUUGAGACGUGGCACAAGCCUGAUAUGGGUGAGCAAGUGAAUGUACAUAAAGUGGAGAAAUGGGAUGCAGUUGAAGUUGUUAAAAUUGACAUUGCAGAUAACAGCUGCAUCAGUGAAAAGGACUACAAAAAGGAAGAAGAUCCUGCCAUCUUUAAGUCAGAGAAGACAGGAAGAGGCCCUCUGAAACCUGGGUGGCAGAAUGAGCUUGCCAACAGCAAAAACUGUCCUCACAUGUGUGCCUACAAGUUAGUCACUGUUGAAUUCAAGUGGCUGGGACUACAAAACAAGAUGGAGAGCUUCAUUCAAAAAGUGGAAAAGCGUUUGUUUACCCACUUCCACAGGCAGCUGUUUUGCUGGAUUGACAAAUGGAUUGAGGCUUAG
Gambusia affinis (western mosquitofish) is the source of this 844-nucleotide messenger RNA. RefSeq names its product phosphatidylinositol transfer protein alpha isoform-like. Gene Ontology annotation, cellular component: cytoplasm. Gene Ontology annotation, biological process: phospholipid transport. Bases 137 to 844 code for a protein of 235 amino acids. Gene Ontology annotation, molecular function: phosphatidylcholine binding; phosphatidylcholine intramembrane carrier activity; phosphatidylinositol binding. NCBI's taxonomy places the organism in Eukaryota, Metazoa, Chordata, Actinopteri, Cyprinodontiformes, Poeciliidae. The record is from RefSeq and is a predicted model, not a curated record. The transcript is spliced from 10 exons.